AUGGCGCUCAUCAACAACUUCUGCUUUCUCUCCUUUCUUCUCUUCCUCAUCGCUUCCCCACUCCUCCAAGUUGUUAGGUGUCAGUCAGAUGAAGCUGCAGAGAAUGCUGGUGAAGUGAGUGACAUUGGAAUUGUUGGUGAUGAAAGUGAUGAAGCUCAAGACUUUGCUGAUCGAGGUUUCCCUUCUGCCCCGGGAAUUGAGACCAUCUGUGUCUUCCCUAAGAAUAUUGCAAGAUUGGUAAAAGGUGGUGAAGAGGCAGAGCUGCUUGUUGGUCUGAAAAAUGAUGGGCAGUCGAGUUUGAAUGUUGUUGCAAUUAAGGCUAGUGUUCACCUUCCAUUUGAUCAUCAACUUCUUGUUCAAAACCUUACUGUUCAGGUUUUCAACAAUGGCUCUGUGCCAUCAUCAACUCAGGCUACUUUCCCAUAUAUAUUUUCUGUCAGUAAGUUCUUGCAGCCUGGACCGUUUGAUCUUGUGGGCACCAUUAUAUAUGAGAUAGACCAACAUCCAUACCAAAACACCUUAUAUAAUGGCACAAUUGAAGUUGUUGAGCCUGGUGUUUUAUUCAGCAUGGAAUCUGUUUUUCUUUUUACUCUUGGAACUGCACUUCUUGUCCUACUUGGGCUAUGGAUUAAUGGUCAAAUACAGAACUAUAAGAAACCAAAAAGAUCUUCCAAAGUUGAAGUUGGGACUAAGACUACAAAAGCCAUUGACUUUGUUUCGGUACUAGGCAGCCUUCCGUCUCAAGGUUAUCAAAUCCAGAAUUUUGUACCUACAAAUGACACUUUCUCGCUCUUCUCAAUUAAUAUGGUAAACUCCGUGUCUGUUGCCAAAAACGUAAAUUGGUCAACACAUGUACCUAACAACACAACUGCAUCAGAUACUGCACCGGUGCUCACGCGAUGCUGA
Messenger RNA from Vicia faba (fava bean), 906 nucleotides. NCBI's taxonomy places the organism in Eukaryota, Viridiplantae, Streptophyta, Magnoliopsida, Fabales, Fabaceae. The record is from the annotation of a GenBank genome assembly.